Messenger RNA from Ogataea haglerorum, 1731 nucleotides. RefSeq lists its product as uncharacterized. Gene Ontology annotation, molecular function: protein heterodimerization activity. NCBI's taxonomy places the organism in Eukaryota, Fungi, Ascomycota, Pichiomycetes, Pichiales, Pichiaceae. The transcript has a single exon. The record is from RefSeq and is a predicted model, not a curated record. Bases 1 to 1731 code for a protein of 576 amino acids.
AUGAGCUUAAAUCAGUCUCCUUCCAAAUUUGAGGACGCGAUUCAAGUAGACAAUUCUCAUAUGUCUCCCAGCGAACACAAUGAAAUGGGCUCUUCACACGAAGAACCUAGAGGUUUGCACUCGAGUGUCCAACCAUCAGAAGGUUCCAAGAUCCUGAAUACUCCGGCUCGAGUCAACUCGCUAUCAAAAGUUGAGCUAAGUACCAUAACUUCCUUGACGGAAUAUGAAGAUGCCUCUAUUGUGAAAACUCCUCGACGAACAACUCAAAGACCAUUACGAACUCCGUCUCGAACUCCGUCCCGUCCCAAUACACCCAACCGAACUCCCAGAAAGCCAACGACUCCCAUAACACUGCAAGCGAUUGCUGAUGGAGCAACUCCACGUCGGCAUCGGCUGCUUUUGUCGCUUUCAAAAGGUAAGGUGAAUAAAGGCUAUUCUCCUCGUAAGGAUUUGCAAAUGCUGGGGCGACUAUUGACGCUGGAAAAAGAGGAUGUGCGGAAAAAACGAAAGACACAGCAUGAGGCCGAACAAAGUAAUGCAUUGGAGAUUUUGUACGCAAAACUUGCGCCAGAACCCACAGGAAAGGCCGAGUCUGGAGAAUUAUCAGGGGAACUGUUGUCUCAAUCAAGGGAUUAUUUAAGUACACCUGAUAGAUCACCAAGGAAGGGGCGAUUAUCAAGUAGACUAUCUCUUGAGGCCUCAUUCGGAAAUUCAAAUGUGGCUCUACCUGAAGCAAUUAUUCGCAAGCAGGGAGAUUUUGAUAUUGAUUCCAACGAAGGCAUCUUUGCCUCUUCUAACGGAAACGAGCCUGUCUUAGAAGACAUCGACAACUUCAAUAUCGGAGGUGAAUAUGACGCAUUCAGUAGUGACGAUAGUGAUGACAAUGACAACCUCAGCGGUGAGCGACCAGAGACAGAAGAUCUAUCGCUUUUGAAUGUACAUUCCCAGAAUAAGGUUCCUUCUUUUGUCACCAUUAGGAAAAGAGCAAAAGAAUCACAGCCCGGCUCUGGCAAACAACCAGUGAUCUCGCUGGCUAUGAUACGAAGUCUCACACGAUGGCUGCUAACUGAGAACGACUUGAAAAAGCUGCAGUCUAAGGAAGCUCUGAUUGAACUCCAAUAUAUCAGUGAAGAGUUUUUCAGACAGGAGCUCAAUGAUCUCGAAAGCUAUAUUGAGCAUGCGAAUCGUAGAACAGUCAGUUAUGUUGAUAUCAAGCUUCUGCUGCAUCGUGCACGGCUUGGUUCGUCUUACGAUCUAUUUAAUUUCGCAGAUAGAGCCACGUCGAUCGAAAAUGACAUCUUGAACUUGAGCUCGCAGAUUUUUGAUCUUGAAAUCACGUCGGAAAUUGAGAAGCUUCUCUACAGAGACAAAAUUCAACGUUCAAAGAGAAUAAAAAGACAGCUUUUCAAGGACAAAAAAGAGAUUAGGAGGCGACUAGAGCAUAACUUUCAGGAUGAACGCUUAGGCUCGUCUGAUUCAAUGAGCGAUCUGGAGGAACAAGAACACAUGGAAAAAAUUGAAAGACGCACAUUGGGGAGCCCCGGUCCCAAUAGGGGAAUAUCCACCACUAUCCACACUUUGGAAGUUAACUCUGAAACUGACUUAGCAAAUGAAAAUCAGUUUGAUUCACACUUGUAUUUGCGAAUAGAAAAUGAUGGAACCUCUAGUGAAAACUCGCUGAUUAUCCCACUAGAAGAAGAGGAUAGCGAGGAACAAGAAUUAGAGAAGUAA